AUGAAAAAACAAUUUUCAAACCGAAAGUGGAAUAGAAUAUUGAAAACCCCAAAAGAAUAUAUAAAUAACUUAUUUAUGAAAAGGAUCCAUAUCAUAAAAUAUAAAAAAAUAGAUAAAAAAGCAACAUACAAAAUACCCAUUAUUCUUAAAAAUCAUUCUACAAUUAAUUCUCAGUGUUAUAAUUUAUUUAAUAACAAUCUAGUUUUUGAAAAUUCCAAUUUUAUUAAUAAUAAAAAAUACAAUAAACUGGUUAACCCAAAAAGGUUAUCUACACAUGUCAAUAUAUGGGAUAGUAACCCUAUUUUAGAAAUAAAUAAGAAAGAAAAAAUGUGUAAAGAAAAUGAACAUAUUAAUAUUGAAAAAAAUAAAUCUAAAAUCUAUAAUAAAUAUUUUUUUGAAACUCAAUUUCAUGAAUCCAAUACAUCUGAAAUGCCUUCGCUGCCACUUCAAAGACCCUCUAUCUUUCCAAAUUUAAUCAUAUAUCCAUUUAUAAAACUGUUCAAUUUUUCCAAAAAAAAAAAAAUUAAUUCCAUUUCCACGCUUACAAAAAGCAUAAUACAAAAAACAGAUAAAACUAAUUUUGAAAUACAAAAAAGUAAUAAAAAAAAUAAUCAUAUUAUAAAAACGACCAAUAAUAUUUCAAAAAAUGAAUAUAACAUAGAAAAAGACAAAAAUAAGUAUGAUAAAAUUGGCACUAAAAAUAUUGAAGAAAAACAAAAAAAAAAUCAUAUAAAUUGUAAUAUACAUAAUUAUGUUUACUCGAAAAAUAGUAAGAAUGCAAAUAGGAUAUAUCAAAGUGAGAAAGAAAAUUAUGAAAAUGAUAACAAAAACAAUGAAACACAUCAUCAUAUAGUGAACAAUAUAUCUUCAUUUAGUCAAAAAAAAUACAAUAUAAAAAUAAGUAACAAACAAGUAAAGAGAAAAUAUGAUGAAAUCAAUAUUAAAAAUUUGAUACUAAAAAAAGAAAAAACAUGGGAUAAAUAUAUUAUAGAUGAUAUAAUACCAUUAACAGAAUAUACACCCAUGCAUAUUUUCCAUAAUUGUAGAUUUACAAAAUACAAUUAUUUAUAUAUUCAAAAAUAUGCACAAAUUUAUAAAAAUAAAAUCAAGUACACAAAAAAAGAAAUUCAGCAUGCAUUAAAUUUCAAGCCCAAUAAAAAACGAAAAAUAUAUGAUCAAUGCUACAACAUACCGAUAAUGAAAAUAGCUAAGAUUAAUACAAAACGAGAUACUCGAAAAAAAAAAAAUAAUAAUAAUAAAAUCUCAACUUAUUCAAAAAAAUAUUGUUAUAAAAACAUAUAUAAAUAUAAUAAAACCCCCAAAAUAACCACACAUUAUAAUGGAAAAUAUCGUUUGUAUAAAAAUAUUAUAACCCCACCUGUCUAUUCGUGUCUAAACAAUUUCUCCACUAUUUGCAACAAUCAAAAUUAUAAUUGUAACCAAAAAAUUGAUUUCAGAAUACCACAAAAGAAGAAAUUCGAUUUCAUAAAAGAAGAGAAAACACAAAUUUUAAGUAAAAAAAUCAUAACCCCUUUAAAAGGGAAAAUACAAAAUAUCCCAAAAGUUCAUAAUGACCAUUUGAAAAAGACAAAUUUUAAUAAGCAAACACUAGAAGCCAAAAAAAAAAAAAAAAAACUCACUGCUAAUAAAAAAAAAAUCAAUAACUUCAAUAUUGAUAAUACACCUUGUGAAUAUUUGUCGAAUCAAAAAAUGAAAACACAUCAAAGAAAAAAAAAACAUAAUUUACAAGAAUUAAAAAUAACACAGAAAGGUAAAUAUAUAAAUUCUAAAUGUCUCACAAAUAAUGAAACCAAUUUAUAUAACUAUUGUUUCACUGAAAUGUCAACUAAAAAAAUAGAUAACCAUAUAAAAAAAAAUAAUAGACAGCCAUUAAUUAGUUCGUUUAAUAAUAAAUUUGAAACCAGUCGAAUAAAUACUAAAUCUCCAUUUUGCAAAACAAAGAAGGAAGUAAAAAUCCCUUUAAAACAAACAAACAAAAUAAAGAAUAUUAAUAAAAUAAGAAAUAAUAACAAAAAAAAUCAUGUAUCAUCUAGUAUUCAAAAUAAAAAUGAAAAAUACAAUGAUGAUAUCAAUAUAAAUCUACAACAACGCUCCACCGAAUAUAUUAAUAGCAUAAUGAAGAAAAUAUCAAUUCAAAAAAAACGAAAUAAAUCAAAUACGAUAAUUGAUGAUCACGUAAUUCAAACAAAUAAAAUGGACGAUAAAAAUACGAAAGAGGAAGCAAACAAAUCGAAGGAAGUAAAUACAAAUAAUAUAAUUACUUCUACGCAUAAAAAUGACAAUAAUAAAAAAACAAAUAUUCAAUUAGAUUGUUAUAAAAAAAAUGAAAUUGACUUGAAAAUUAUGAAACUAAACAUAAAAAGAUAUAAAGAUAUAAUAAAAGGUCAUACUAACCCCAAUACUGUAAAUAAUAAUAGUUUCAAAAAAAAAGACAUAAAAAGUAAUAGUGUAAAAACAGAAUAUGCUAGUUCAAUAUCUUCACCAGUAAGUAAUUAUAGUGAAGACAUUAAUCAGAUAAGAAAAAAUAACACAAAUAAUAAAUUGUUAGAAAUAGACAAAAAUAAAAUAAUAAGCCAAGAAAGUAUGUUAUAUGGACUGAUAAAUAAAAACGAUAAUAAAAAUCGAUUGAAAAAAUUUAUCGAAGAUUCUGAAAAAAACGAAAAUCAAAUAAAACAAAGUAAGUAUAAAAUUGAAAAUAAUAAUGAUCCCACUUUUUUUUCCCAUAAAAAUAAUGUAAUAAAUAAUGUUUCAAUUACUCAUUGUAAGAGCAAGAUAAAAAAUGAUCUGCCAAGCAAAACACAAAAAAAAAAUAAUUAUAAUCAUAUUGAUUAUAAUCCCAACAAAACAAGCUUUAUUGAAAAAAAUAUUAAUUAUUGGAAUAAAAAAAAAAAAACACACACCAAAAAUUUACCAAAAAUAAAUACAUCAAAUUUAAUGUCUUCUACCAAAAUAAAAAGUGAAGAAAGUCUACUUUAUGAACUUAUAAACACAAAUGAUAAUAAAAAUAAGUUAAAACAAAUUAUCGAAAAUUCGGAAAAAAUUAAAGACAAUGAAUUAGAUAAAUACCAUGAACCUAAUUAUUAUCCCAUAAAAAAUAUGCCACAAGAAAAUAGACAUAUUCUUAUACAAAAACCAGAAACAAAACACCUUCACAACGAUACUGAUAUAAUUAUUGAAACAGAACCAAUUCAAAAAAACACCGAAAUAAAACAAACAGAAUUUGUUUUUCCAUAUAAUAAUCUCCAAAAAACAAAUGAACAAAAAAUAACUCACAAAGAUCAUACUAGUUAUCAUGAUAAUCUUCUUUAUCAAUUAAUUAACAAAAGUACCAACCGAAUUAAACUUCAAGAUUUUAUUCAAGAAGAUAUAAAAUAUGGGCAAUCUAAAAAUCAAGAUAUAAUAAAAAAAAAUCUCAAUGUUACCCAACCCAUAAAAUAUACUCAUAUAAAUAACACACAAACAAUUCAAAACAAUGAGCUAUAUGAUAAACAUUCUGAAAAUGUAGAAUUAAACAAAAAUAUGUCAAAAGAAAAAAACAUGAAAAAAGAUACUGUCUCCAAAAAAUAUAUAAAUUAUGGAAAAUCAUCUAAAUAUUCUAUGAAAAAAACAAUAAAUUGUGAAAAGGCAUUAUUAAAUUUAGCAAAAAAACAAAUAUGUUACAAAAAUCUUUUCUCAUAUAAAAAUCUACAUAGCCAGUCCAACUAUUCUAUUAAAAAAAUGGCUAUCAAAACAGAUAGCAUUUAUAAAAAUAGAAUUAAUAAUAAUAGCAGUAAUAAUGAUAAAAAAAUCGAAUUUCUUAAUUCCAAAAAUGGAAAUAAAAUAAUAUCAAAAGGCUUUGACAUAAAAAAUAUGCAGAACCAAAUCAAGAAUACCACAAAAUUUCCCAUGAAUCAAAAAAAAUAUAAACUUAUAAAAGCACAAAUCGACAGAAUAAAAACAGAAGCGAACAAAACAGAGGCGAAAAAAACAGAGGCGAAAAAAACAGAAGCGAACAAAACAGAAGUGAACAAAAUCGACCAAAAUAAAAACAUAAAGACAGAUUAUUAUAAAAAAAAAAAUAUUUUACUCCAAAAUAAUUUUAAAAAAGGCGAAGAAAAUAUUAAGAGAAAGCUUAUAGAACCAAGGAGACACAAAUCAACCAUAUCGACUUAUCACAAAUUAAAUGAUAACAAAAAAGACAAAAUUUUGAAAAAAACAAAAUGCCAAUUUUUAAACAAAAAUGAAAUAAAUGAGAAAAAUAUAAAUCCAAAAAAUUUAAGCAAAAAUUGUUUUAAAUCACAAUAUUUCCAUAUAAAAAACAAAUCUCCAAAUGAAAUUAAAGCAUCUGCAAAAUAUAGUCAGCCUAUUAAUACAUAUGAAAAAAGUGAUUACCCAAACACAAAGCCCUCUUUAUUAAUAAGCAAAAGAAAUUUUUCCAAAAAACAAAAAAUAAAUAAUGGGAUAUCAAAUGAAAUAAUCAAACAAGAAAAUAUUAUAUCGAAUAUAUUAGAAGUAAUUACCAUAUCUGAUCGAAAUAAUAACAAUCAAAAUUGUCCUAAUUUAGAUAAAGGGAUAAAAAUAAAUAAUGAUUGCAAUAAAAAUGAAAAUAGACAAAAAGGAAAAUACUUCGAACAAGUUCUUAACGAAAUUAAAGACAAAGUAAUAAAUAAAGAAAUACAAAAAAAAAUAGAAAAAAACAAAAUAAUAAUCGAAAAAAACAAAAUAAUAAUAGAAAAAAACAAAAUAACAAUCGAAAAAAAAUACUUCACUAUCUUAAGAAAUAAUAGUGAUAAUAAUAAUAAACAAAGGAAUGUUGAGAAAAUACAAAAAGAAAAAAAUAAAACAAAUUUUAACACAUUCAUUACGUUAACACCUCAAACGAAACCAACUAAAUUAUUUAAUAAAAAAAUAAGCACAAUUAAAAAUGAAUAUAUAGAACAAAUGCCUAUAUUGCAUAUAACCAAACAAAAUACAAAUAAAAAAAUUAAUAAUUUACUAAAACCUAGUUUAAACAAAAUAAAAUUAUCAAAUUUCAUGUUUAACCCACUAAAUAAAAAUAUAGUAAUAUAUAGACAAGAGUAUUAUAUAACCAUAACAAUUCAUUAUUGCACCAUAUCACGAUAUAUAGAAAAUAAAAUAACAAUAUUUAAAUUGCUUACCAACAAAAUUAUCAAGAAAAUGGAUAAAACAGAAGAUAAAAUUGUUCAUAUAUAUGGAAUACUUAACAAAAUGAAACAAAUAAGUCUAUAUAACAAAAUAAACAAAUCAAAAAAAAAAAGUUUUAUCAUAGAUGGAACAUUUAAAGAUAACGAAAACAAGACAUGCAGAAAAUCGCAAAUAGAAAAUAUUCAACUUAAAGGGAUAAAUAAAAUAGACAAAAAAAAUAAAGACAAUAAAAAUAGUUCACCUAUUCUAGACAUUUAUAAAAGGAAAUGUAUUAACAGAAAUGCAAAAAUUAUCUUUUAUUUUUCGAAAAAUCAAAAAUAUGAGAAACUUCUUCAAUUUAAAUCACAAAAUAAAAAUCAAAUAAAUAAAAACGCAAUAAUUACAACAAAUGCAAAUAUAAUAUAUACCUUUAAAGUAACAAUUCUGUUCGCUGAAAUUUUUAGAAUAUAUAUGUAUACUAUUUUAUUCGUUAAAAAUAUAUCAGACACAUCAAGAUAUAUAAAUAACAAAAUAUAUGUACUAAAAAAAAACAAAAAAUUGGGAUGGAAUACUAAAAAAGAGGUAACACCACUUAUCAAUAAUGAAAUCAAAAAUAAAAUAACUUUUAUAAACAAAAUUAAUAAUAACCCAAAACUUCUAAAAAUCGACAACAAUUUUGGCGAAAAAAACGAAAAUAAAAAUAAUAUAUUAUCAUUAAAAUGUCUUCCAAACAAUUAUACGAAAGACGAUGAAAUUAUAACCCUGAUAAAAGACGUAGAAAAGGAAAACCCCAAAAUAAAAAUGAUACAAAAUAUUUCUAAAAAAGUAGAUAAAAUAAAACCAACAGAAAAUCAACAUAACGAUAUAGAAAAAGAAAUACUAGCCAUAAAACAUUUGAUUAAAGAAGUAUUAGACGAAAUUAAAAAUGGAAUUACAAAAGAUUCAAAUAUAGAAAAAAAAAAAAAACAUGUAAAAAGUAAGAACAAAUUGUUAUAUAGAAAAGAAUUUGUCAAAAAUAUUUUAAACAAAAAUAAAAAAUUUAUAAAAUCAAAAUUAAUAAACGAAAAAAAUAAACCUAUAGAAAUAUUCCAAAAAAUUAAAAAAUUAAACAAAAUAUACAAAAAAAAACCAAAAACAUAUCCUCUAUUAAAAAAUAUGGUAGAAGAAACCUCAAUAGAAAUUGUUCAAAAUACUGAAAAAGACAAUUUUGCGAUAGAAAAAUUUGAAGAUUCUAUAUGCAUUAAUAAUAGGGAUUUAUUAGCUGAUAAUACUUUAGAUGAUCAAACAGAAGAAAAUAAAUAUACAAUUCAAAUUGAUACAUCAAAUGAUAUAUUAACUAUAAAAGAUAAGGAAAAUAAGGAAAAUAAGGAAAGCACAUGUAUAAUAGUAAAAGAUGACGAAACCAAUAUAACUCACUAUAACACACCACCAAUAAAAAAUUGUGAAGAAAUAAAAAAAGAAAUAAACAAACUUAUUGAUAUGAUAAAUGAAUUAAAAAAGGAAUAUAUGAAUGAAAUGUUAAAUGAAGGAUUUGAUCAAAAUAUAAAAGAGGAUAUUAUAAUUAUUGAACAAUUAGAAAAUAUUAACCUCGAAAAUAAAAAUGAAAUAAUCGCUAAAAAGAUCGAACAUGAGAUCGAAAAAAUAGAAGAAGAGAGCCAAAAUCCUGCUAAAAUAUUGACACUAAAAAAUUCACAAUUAGACAAUUUAAAAGAAAAAGAAAAUUCACAAAUUUGUGAUGAAGCAAACUAUGAAAUUAUGAUGAUAGAAAACCUUAAAGUGAAUCAGGAAGAAAUUAAGAUAAUUCCAAAUAACCAUUGUAGUAAUGAAGAUAAUGAACGAAUUUCAAAAAAAAUACCCAAGACAAAAUUCCAAAAAAAAAAGAAAAAAAGUAUUAAAAAUAUGAAAAUCAAAUUUAAAAUACUGGAUACUAUACAUGAAGAAACUUCCACAAACUUUGAUAUAAAAAAAAAUAACACAGAAAAUAUUAAACAAAUUGUAAAGGAUAUAUUAAAUGUAGAAACGAUUAAAAAUAUUUUAAAGGAAACCAAAGAUCACUAUUUUGGAGAAAACAAAAAUCACACAAUGACAAAUGAUCAAGUACUAACUAUUGAAAAUAAAAAUGUGGUGAAUUAUGCAGAAAUGCAGGAAGAUUGUCUAAAAGAUAAAUCAACAAGCAAUCUAGAUUGCGAAAAUAACGAGCAAGUAUAUAUAUCAAGUGCUAGUAUAAUAAAACAAGAAUAUAAAAACAUAAAUGACACAAAAGAUGAAACAAAAGAUGACACAAAAGAUGAAACAAAAGAUGACACAAAAGAUGAUACAAAAAAUGACACAAAAAAUGACACAAAAAAUGACACAAAAAAUGACACAAAAAAUGACACAAAAGAUGAUACAAAAAAUGACACAAAAGAUGAUACAAAAAAUGAUACAAAAAAUGAAAUGACAGAAACAAUGAAAAAACUUCUAAGCAGAAAACGUGUAACCCUCAAUGAAAGUUUAGCCCAAAAAAGACAAAUUUUCAAUACCCAAAAAGAUGCAAAUAAACGUUUAACUGAUGAUUUUUUAUUUUCUUGUUCAUAA
Messenger RNA from Plasmodium yoelii, 7722 nucleotides. Its product is annotated as conserved Plasmodium protein, unknown function. The transcript has a single exon. Bases 1 to 7722 code for a protein of 2573 amino acids. NCBI's taxonomy places the organism in Eukaryota, Apicomplexa, Aconoidasida, Haemosporida, Plasmodiidae. The record is from RefSeq and is a predicted model, not a curated record.